GUGCCUCUGGGACAGGAAGUGACGCCAUCGCGCCAGGCGCGCAGGGGCCGGGCAGCGGAAGGCGGGGGGCGCCAUCUUUGUUGGGGUCGAUGCCGGCGGAGAAGAUGGCGCUGGACGGGCCCGAGCAGAUGGAGAUGGACGAUGGGAAGGGCGGCUCGGGGCUGCGGCAGUACUACCUGUCCAAGAUCGAGGAGCUGCAGCUCAUCGUGAACGAGAAGAGCCAGAACCUGCGGCGGCUGCAGGCGCAGAGGAACGAGCUGAACGCCAAGGUGCGGCUGCUGCGGGAGGAGCUGCAGCUGCUGCAGGAGCAGGGAUCCUACGUGGGAGAGGUGGUGAGAGCCAUGGACAAGAAGAAAGUGCUUGUCAAGGUGCACCCCGAGGGGAAGUUUGUGGUAGACGUGGACAAGAACAUCGACAUCAACGACGUGACCCCGAACUGCCGCGUGGCCCUGCGGAACGACAGCUACACCCUGCACAAGAUCCUGCCCAACAAGGUGGACCCGCUGGUGUCCCUGAUGAUGGUGGAGAAGGUCCCGGACUCCACGUACGAGAUGAUCGGAGGCCUGGACAAGCAGAUCAAAGAGAUCAAGGAAGUGAUUGAGCUGCCUGUGAAGCACCCGGAGCUCUUCGAGGCGCUGGGCAUUGCCCAGCCCAAGGGGGUGCUGCUCUAUGGCCCCCCCGGCACAGGCAAGACCUUGCUGGCCAGGGCCGUGGCCCAUCACACCGACUGCACCUUCAUCCGCGUGUCGGGCUCCGAGCUGGUGCAGAAGUUCAUUGGGGAAGGUGCCCGCAUGGUGCGGGAGCUGUUCGUGAUGGCCCGGGAACAUGCGCCCUCCAUCAUCUUCAUGGAUGAGAUCGACUCCAUCGGCUCGUCCCGCCUGGAGGGCGGCUCGGGCGGGGACAGCGAGGUGCAGCGCACCAUGCUGGAGCUCCUCAACCAGCUGGAUGGCUUCGAGGCCACCAAGAACAUCAAGGUGAUCAUGGCCACGAACCGCAUCGACAUCCUGGACUCGGCUUUGCUGCGCCCCGGCCGCAUCGACAGGAAGAUCGAGUUCCCCCCUCCCAACGAGGAGGCCCGCCUGGACAUCCUCAAGAUCCACUCCCGCAAAAUGAACCUGACGCGGGGCAUCAACCUGCGCAAGAUCGCCGAGCUGAUGCCGGGGGCGUCGGGCGCGGAGGUGAAGGGCGUGUGCACAGAAGCAGGAAUGUACGCGCUGAGGGAGAGGAGGGUGCACGUCACGCAGGAGGACUUUGAAAUGGCUGUGGCCAAGGUGAUGCAGAAGGACAGUGAGAAGAACAUGUCCAUCAAGAAGCUGUGGAAGUAAUGGUGGGGCUGGAGCUGCUCUGUGUGCUGUCACUUGAAUAAAGCGCAACUGAGGCCAGGCCUGGGCACUGAUUUGGGGACAGGGUGGGGCCAGGACUCGACACAGUUUCCCCCCCCCUCCCCCCAGAGCUGCAGGACUCAACACACCCCCACAGUGCUGCUGCUAACUGGUUUUAUUAAAAAAUAUCCAAAAUAGACCAAAAAAAAAAAAAAAAAAAAAGGUUACACGAGAGGCAGAGCAGGCACCCCUGAGCCUGGGAACACCCUGGGAAUAUGUAAACGCCCCCCCUCCCCUUGGGAGCCUGCAGGUGGGGGGCCAAGGCACUUCAAGGGAACUGGCAGGGGGUGGCAGUGAUCCCCUCCCUCCCCAGUUAUCUCCAGUUCUUGGUGCCCAGUGACCCCACUGCCCCCAGGCUCCCGUGGGCAGAGCUACCCCCUCUGCCCCCUCAAGACGCAUCACUAAUUAUGUAAAACAGGGGGGAGGGGGUGGAGGAAUGAACUGAUUGUCAAACACUUAACCUGAACCCUUGGCUCCUUGUCGUAAGGGAGCCUUGGAGCACACCCUGAGCUCCCUGCAGAGCCCGGGCCACAAGUGCAGGGAAGAGGAACUCAAUAUAUUAAUCAAAUACAAACCCACUGUACAAAACG
This is a messenger RNA of Empidonax traillii (willow flycatcher), 1972 nucleotides long. RefSeq names its product proteasome 26S subunit, ATPase 5 (gene PSMC5). NCBI's taxonomy places the organism in Eukaryota, Metazoa, Chordata, Aves, Passeriformes, Tyrannidae. Gene Ontology annotation, cellular component: proteasome regulatory particle, base subcomplex. The transcript is spliced from 12 exons. Gene Ontology annotation, biological process: proteasome-mediated ubiquitin-dependent protein catabolic process. Gene Ontology annotation, molecular function: ATP binding; proteasome-activating activity; ATP hydrolysis activity. The coding region runs from base 90 to 1325 and encodes 411 amino acids. The record is from RefSeq and is a predicted model, not a curated record.